AUGCCUUCUCGCACAACUGUCUACGCCCUCUUAACUCUUGGCCUGGCCACUCUGGCAACGGCCUCCCCUCUGCUCUUCUCAGACAAUGUCGGUGGUUUCUAUAAGAGGGACAUUCCAGAAGAGCAGCCUGUUCAACAACCUGGUGGUGUCAUUAUACCUUAUAACAAGAGGCAAAUCAUUCCAGUCGAGUCGCCUGUCCAGGGGCUUGCUCCAGGUCACAUUGAACCGUAUGGCCGAAGGCAAACUCCAGACGAGGAGCCUGUUAAAUCUCUGAAUGGUAACAUUGAGCCCUAUGGUAAGAGGCAAACCGUUCCAGUAGAGGUGCCUGUUGGAGCACCAAAUGGUGGGAUCGAGCCUUAUAGCAAGAGGCAAAUUCCAGCCGAGCAGGCUAGUAGCGCACCCAAUGGUGAGAUUGAGCCCUAUGGAAAGAGGCAAAUUCCAGACGAGCAACCCGUUCAAGCUCCGAACACCGGUGGAAUUGUGCCCUUCAAACGUACCAUCUGA
This is a messenger RNA of Lentinula edodes (shiitake mushroom), 504 nucleotides long. RefSeq lists its product as uncharacterized. The record is from RefSeq and is a predicted model, not a curated record. The coding region runs from base 1 to 504 and encodes 167 amino acids. NCBI's taxonomy places the organism in Eukaryota, Fungi, Basidiomycota, Agaricomycetes, Agaricales, Omphalotaceae. The transcript has 9 exons.